UAGUGUAAGUAAAAUGUUUACAUGCUGAAAGCUGUAAAUGUAAGGCUAAGCUCUACGUUGACACAUUUACUGAAUUUUAUUUCUUGAAUAUCAAACUGGAACCAGUAUUUCACCAAAAAAGAAAAACCCACCAAGAUAUAUGUAUUGCAGACAAACAGACAAGUGAUCAUUUAGAAACCACAGACAGCCCAAGGAUUCCAUCCUCUCUGGCUACUGAUACUUGUAGAAGGAAUAUGAAAAGUCUUGUAAACAAGCAGUACAUUCUAUCAGACUGAUGUGAACAUGAACAGCCUCAAAGCUAGUAUUCCUUUCAACUUUACUUAAACACAAGCAGUCCUUGGAUGCAUUAGUCAUCAUCUCAGGCUCUCAGCUUAAUGUGAAUAUGAACAGUCUUGGAGUGCAUCAGUCAUCACAGAUUACUAUGAACACAAACAGCCAUGGGAUACAGCAGCUCUUUCUGCCUCCUUCGAACAUUAACAACCUCGGAGUGCAUCAGUCCAGUCAGCCUACUGUGAACAUGAAUAACAUUGCACAGCUUAGAUUUCCUUUUGUGAUUUACCCUGUGAACAAUCUGUGUAAUAUGGUGCAGGUUCCAAACAAUAUAGUGUUUUCAUCAACAAACAAUGCAAAAAAUGCUGAAAAUUCUAUGGCAGAAGCUGGUACAAAAACUACCACCUUGUUCAAUCCAAAUCUCAACCACAGUGCUGACAAUGUACCAAGUACCAUGCCUAUACACCAAAAUACUGCUAUUACUAUCUCCAACUCAAAUGUUAUAGAUAAUACAACUGUCAAUAAUUUCAGCAUUCUGAACAAUGGUGUAACUGUUCAAAGUGCUGUUGCUCUUAAUCAGAUUUUAAAUGUUCAGACACCUGUGGUUUUGAAACAUGCUUUUAAUGUUCCCAGUGCAGUGGCUCCACAUUCAGUGGUACCUGAAAGUGUUGUAAAUCUGGCUGUAACCAAAAAGUGUUUCAAGAAAAAAUUGACACCAAUUAGGCCUGCACCCAUGAAAAAUUCAACAACAGACAAUUGCAGACCAACACAUGGCACAGAGUCUCAGAACAAAACAUUGCCUGUGAACACUUCAAAAACAUUAGUACCAGCAGAUGUGGAGGUUACAGAGCAAACCUUUUCGGUCAUUUUUCAACCAGUCCAGGAGCAGGAUUCACCUCCAGAAUCAGAAAAAGUUCAAGUGAAAAUGGAAGAAAAUCCAGUGUCAAAUGAACUCCAGUCUUCCACCAGUAUAGGAAAAGAUCAAAGGGUUGAAAAUAGUCUAGAGGCAUUAUAUAAAUGUUGCAAGAAAAUACCAGAAUAUGAUAAUUAUGGGAGAAAAUUUACAAAUCUAGAGGCAUUUGCUCAGCACAAACAUGACAAAGAGGCAAGAUAUUGUACUAUUUUAUGUCGUAAGCCAGAGAACAGGCCAAAAAUGAACGCAGAUAUGAUGAUGGAGCAGAACAAAAAAGGAAGUAGAAUGAUAUUAGAUGCAGCACAUCCAGGUUUAAGUCAUAAAAAGUCUGUGGAGGAGGUAAAUAAGUCCUACGAUUGUGUGGAUUGUGGAAAACCCUACAAGAAAAAAUCUUUAUAUGAGUUGCAGCAGGAACAGUCACACAGCACUGUAAAAGCACAAACAUGUAAAUGUGAUUUCUGUGACAAAGCUUUUGUGUUUUCCUCUUCGCUGAGAUCACAUAGACUUUCUCAGACAAGAACUAAACCAUUAGCAUGUGAUAAGUGUCUGAAAACAAUCAAUUUAAAAUAUCUUCUUAAAAAAUAUCAGAAGAAAACGGAGCCUGGAAGGUUUCCAUGUGAUGUUUGUGGAAAGAAAUUGAAGUGGAAGUGGAAGCUCGAAGAUCAUAUGAGACGACACACUGGUGAAAAGGCAUUCCUCUGUGAGAUUUGUGGGAGGAGGUUUUAUAGUCCAUUGGCUAGAAGUCGACAUAUGGAUACCCAUAAUUCCUCAAGAAAAAGACUGUGUGAGAUUUGUGGGAAAUUCAUCAAGUGGGGGUCUUCUUUGCGACUUCAUCAGAUAAGGCACAGAAUCCAUGAUGAUUUAAGCAUGAAAGAAAGAUCAGAUAUUGCAGACAUUCCCUAUAUUUGUGAAAUUUGUGGCAAAGGCUUUUGUAAAAAGUUGCCAUAUGAAAAGCACAAAUUAAACAAGCAUGAGCGUAAAAACAAAGUAAAGAAAACUCCAGAUGGUCGAAUGAUAUGUGACACAUGUGGAAAAUCUUUCUCCAGUAGGUCGUCUUAUAGGUGUCAUAUUGCCCUCCAUAAAGGAAAGAUGCAGGUAGCUUGUGAAAAGUGUAACAUGGUAAUGCAUAAAAAGUCCUUGAAGAGGCACAUGUUGAAAAUGCACAAAAGCACUUAAUACCAGUCUAGAUGCUUUUCAUAAAUAAAAUCAAACAAUAUUAACAAGUAUGAAAAAAUUUACUGUAUCUCUUUCAGAAAAUGAUAUUCGAA
Messenger RNA from Saccostrea echinata, 2451 nucleotides. RefSeq names its product zinc finger protein ZFP2-like. Gene Ontology annotation, molecular function: RNA polymerase II cis-regulatory region sequence-specific DNA binding; DNA-binding transcription factor activity. Lineage: Eukaryota; Metazoa; Mollusca; Bivalvia; Ostreida; Ostreidae. The transcript is spliced from 3 exons. Gene Ontology annotation, biological process: regulation of transcription by RNA polymerase II. The coding region runs from base 383 to 2359 and encodes 658 amino acids. The record is from RefSeq and is a predicted model, not a curated record.